AUGCACAGAAUAAAAAAGUACAAGUCAUCUGUCAUAUUUAACACAAAGCCUUUAAUGCGUCCUAUGAAUCGUUUCAUCAAUACAUCUUCACUUCAGUCACUAAUACUUAAAAUACCCAAACCUUCAUCACCACCAUUACCCACAGAUAUAUCCAAUGAUCAUAAUACCCAAACAAUGUCCAAUCAAGAACAAGAACCCGAAGAUACUUCAUUAACACCAAAUGAAAUAGAAAUGAUUCGUGAAUCAUCAUUUGUGCAAGCAUUACCACCACAUGAACAUGAACAACAAAUAAUUUAUCCACCAAAAAUCCAAUCAAUAUCAACAUAUAUACCAUUAAACGAAGAAGGACUCCUAACUUAUCAACGUCCUAAACAUGUACCCACACCUUUCCAAAUAUAUACCACGCCUAGAGAUGAUCAAAAACUUGAUCCUGGUGUUGGAAGUCAUUCAGGUACUUCAGUUUCCAAAUUCCCAAGAUUAAGUGUCACGAAAAUACUUACACAAUCAUGGUGUGAAUUAAGAGAUUGGUAUGAUGUUUAUUCAAUGGCUGCUAGAGAGGAAACUGAGGCUAUGAGACGUGGGAAAGAAUCACAUUUAGCUUUAGAAUUAGAAACUCAUCCUUUAGUUGAUAUGACCACUGUGGAGGAAGCUAUACCUGAAUUUAUAAGGAAACCUAUUGAUAUAUAUGCUGAAAGUAUUGUUGAUACUUUAAAUAGACUGAUUACAUUAUUAACAAAAGGUCGUGCUAGAGAAAUUUAUGUUCAUGGAUUUAUUGAUGAAUUUGGAGUUGUGGAAGAUUCUAAGGAUGUUAAAAAUGAAACAAUGAUUGUUACUGGUGUUAUUGAUCAUUUAGUUUUAUUAAGUUCAGACACCAAUAGACCAUUAGAAUAUGAAUUUAAUCAAUUUGAUGAUUUAAAAGAUAUCGUGGAAUUUGGAGAUGAUAUUUGUGAUGCAUUGGAAGAUAGAUAUAGAUUAGUUGUUAGUGAUGUUAAGACAAGAUCAAGAAGAUUUAUACCAAAUCAAGAAAGUGUUUUGAAAAGUGCUAAAGAUCAAGUUAUGAUUUAUAAAAAAUUCUUAGAUGUCUUGGGAGAAGAUAAUAAUGGUGUUAGAUGGUUAGAAGAAUAUUGUUUCAGGAAAAAAUUAAAUAUUGAUGAACCUUUAUCACCUGAAAUUAUAUUAGGAUUGAUUCAUACAUAUCCAAUUUUCUUUAAAGAUUUUGAAAGAAUGAGAGAUGGUGAAUCAAUUGAUGAUCCAUUAUUUGAUAAUCAUUCUCAAAAAUAUAUGAAAUAUGAUUUAUCAUACCUUAAAAAUCAAAUUCAUGAUCCAGAAAUGUUAAAAAUAGUUGAACCAUUCCUUACGACAUGGGAAACUAUACCAACUACAAGAUAUUUCAUAACAAGAUUAUCACAUAUAUUCAGAUUCAUCUCCAAAUUAAGUCAUGGAGAUCUUAGAGUGGAAUAUUAUUAUCAAAAUGAAAAUUUCCAUACUUUAAAUUUCCAAUAUGAUGAAAAUGAAACUUCAGUUGUUGUGGCUAAAGGUUUAGAAUUUUGGUUAGGUAGAAGGGAUCCUGAACCUGUUACAGGUAUGAAAUUUAAUUCAAUUUGUAAAUAUUGUGAAUUUCAACCAUUUUGUUCUUGGAAUAAAGAAUUGUCUGAAAUGAAUUUCCAACAACAUCAGUGGUAA
Messenger RNA from Hansenula ciferrii, 1683 nucleotides. RefSeq names its product Exo5p (gene EXO5). The record is from RefSeq and is a predicted model, not a curated record. NCBI's taxonomy places the organism in Eukaryota, Fungi, Ascomycota, Saccharomycetes, Phaffomycetales, Wickerhamomycetaceae. Bases 1 to 1683 code for a protein of 560 amino acids. Gene Ontology annotation, cellular component: nucleus; mitochondrion. The transcript has a single exon. Gene Ontology annotation, biological process: interstrand cross-link repair. Gene Ontology annotation, molecular function: single-stranded DNA 5'-3' DNA exonuclease activity.